Messenger RNA from Spirodela intermedia, 3699 nucleotides. The record is from the annotation of a GenBank genome assembly. NCBI's taxonomy places the organism in Eukaryota, Viridiplantae, Streptophyta, Magnoliopsida, Alismatales, Araceae.
AUGGCUGCGACCAUCGGCUUGAAGGCUCCCCGACCAGAGAGGUUCUCCGGCGAUCUCCACAACCAUGCGGCUGUUGGCGGCUGCAAGGCGCUCUCUCCUCCUCUGUUCUUCACACGUUGUGGUUUCCGGCGCACAGCUCUGCGCGGCUCCGCAGCACCCGCCGCGGGGAGGUCCCAUGCGAACAAGGUGGUGGAGGAGACGUCUCAGAGCGCGCAGGCUUACGCCGGAAGGACGAGCUCAGGAGACGGCGGGGCGGGGAGGACCGGCCUGGCUGGAGAUCUGGCCGCAUUGAUGGCCGAUCAAGGGUUUUGCAGGAAGGGUAUGGCCUCUGAGACGGCUGGUUCGGCGGGAGAAAGAGGGACGGAGAAGGCUUCCAGGAGGUCGAAGGUAAGUUCUGCGGGGCUCAACUUGAGGAUCGGCUUGGAGAUGUGCUCCAAGAGAGGGGACGCCCUGGGAGCGAUCUCCCUCUUCGACUCUUCCAUCCGGCAAGGCGAGAAACUGAACCAGUAUCAUUACGAUAUUCUUCUCUAUCUGUGCGCUUCUGCGGCCGUCGGCGUCGUCCAUCCCGCGAAGAGUGGCCGCAGCUGCAGCCAUGGUACCAGCAGCGACGCUUCGAGAGGCCUGUCGUCUGAAUCAGACAGAAGCUCCAUAGCCAGGGCUUCCUCCUCUCCAGCAGACUCCCCUUACGGUGGAGACAAUUUUGCAGACGAUUUAACUGUUCUGAAUGGAUCUGUCGCCGGAGGAGGAGGAGGAGGAAUCCAAGUGACGCAGGAUGUGAGGAACUACGCACUCAAGAGAGGCUUCGAGAUAUACGAGAAGAUGUGUCAAGAGGAGAUCCCGAUGAGCGAGGCAGCGCUGACCUCCGUCGCCAGAAUGGCGAUGGCCAUGGGCAACGGGGACAUGGCCUUUGAGGUCGUGAAGAAGAUAAACGACCUGGGCUUGCCCCUGAGGCUGAGAUCCUACGGCCCCGCCCUGUUCGCCUACUGCAACACUGGCGACAUUGAGAAGGCCUUCGAGGUGGAGAGGCAUAUGGCGGAGUCCGGCGUCCACCCAGAAGAACCAGAGCUUCAGGCGCUCCUGAAGAUCAGCGUUGAAGCCAGGAGAGCCGGCAGGGUUUACUAUGCACUGCAGAAAUUGAGGACCUGCGUGAGACGGGUCUCUGCAACUACAGCGGAGCUGAUUGAGAGCUGGUUUAAGAGCCCCAUAGCCUCCAGAGUGGGGAAGAGAAAGUGGGACAGGAAGCUGAUAGAAGAGGCCUCUGAGAAUGGUGGAGGAGGCUGGCAUGGUCAGGGUUGGCUUGGUCAGGGGAGAUGGACAGUCAAACAUGGCCAUGUGGAUGCUCACGGCAUCUGUGAGAGCUGUGGAGAGAAACUGGUGGCUAUAGACCUCGACCCGAUUGAGACCGAGAGCUUUGCGAGGUCUGUAGCAUCCAUAGCUGGGAAGAGGGAGAGGAAUUCGAGCUUUCAGCAAUUUCAGGUGCUCAUCUUCUUAAAAACGGAUACCAAUUCUAUAAUUAGACAUCUUUUUCUGCAUCCUUUCUCUCUGAUUCUUGCUUCGAAGCACCCAAUCUUGGUUAGCACAUUUUAUUAAUGGGCAGUCAUGGUAUGGGUAUUGUAGCUUCUAGAGCAUUUAGAGAGGUUCUCCCAACAUGUAGGGAAUACAUCGUGGGCAUGCAUUUUUUUUUCCUUUUUGGGGCUUCCCAAGAACUUGGAGAUGCUGAACCCUGCAAUCAUUGACAGAAAUGGUUGGACUAUCACGGGCCCUUUGAAGCUGUUAUCGAUGCUGCAAACGUGGGUCUUUUCAGCCAGAGGAGCUUCUCACUGAGCAAGGUUCCUUAGAAACACUCUCUUUCCCACUGAACCCUCUCUGCUCUCCCCCCUAAACUUUCUCAUUCACUGUGUUCUUGGCGAUGUACAGGUGAACCGUGUCGUAAAUGGCAUACGGCAGAAGCUUCCUUCGAAGAGUUGGCCUCUAGUCGUCGUCCAUAACAGGCGCGUCAGUGGAAAAACGAUGGAUGAUCCUAUAAAUGGCAAACUGCUGGAGAAGUGGAGGAAUGCAGAUGCUAUUUAUGCCACACCCACUGGUUCAAAUGACGACUGGUGAGCCUUUUUUUCCUCUUCACCCAAACAAAGCAAGCGCAUGCAUGGUUUGGAAAUAUAUUUUAUUAUUUCAUAGAAAAAUAUUUGAUCCGAUGACCACUUACGGAUUACCAAAUAUAGAUUAAGAUGCCAUGGGUGGUAAUAACGUGUGGUUCAGGUACUGGUUGUAUGCAGCUAUCAAGUGUAAGGGCCUGAUUGUGACGAAUGAUGAGAUGAGAGACCAUAUAUUUCAGUUGCUGGGGGAUGAUGUUUUCCCUAAAUGGAAGGAGAGGCACCAGGUAUGCACAAAACCAUUGCAUUAUAUUGAAUCUAUGUUUGUUACAUAGUUUUUAAUUCUCGAUUCAUCUUGUAUGGAAGUUAAUGUGUAAUAUUGUAAUGAAAUAUUAUUUUUUAAUGCCUUACUAUAAAAGUUUUCAGUGAUCAUCCAUGUAAAUGAUUAUGUGUUCUGCCGGUUCUGAUGUGGGGAAAACACACCAACUCUUUGUAGGUUCACUUCAGUUUCCGUGAUGGCAAUCCUGAAAUUCUCAUGCCUCCUCCCUGUUCCAUUGUUAUCCAGGUAUAUUCAUCUGAUUCAUACAUGUUCUGCUAUUAGUGACUCAAAAUGGUCUUUUUUUAUUUUCGUUUAAAGGCUCACAAAGCAGAAAAAUUGACUUGAAUUAGCAUGUUUUCUAAGUUCACAAUGGACUAUUUCGAUCCCUCACCAAAUGGGGUACAUGUUUACAACUAAAAGACUAUAAAUAUACAUGUUAAGUCAACUGUUCUCUUUAAUAUACAUGUUAGGGAAAAAAAUGGAAAUAAUACGAUAUUUAAUACUAAAGUGAUAUGACCAGUUUACAUAGGACAGGAGUUGAAGAUGUUCUUUAUUUUUUUCUGGGUAAGUAGAAAUGAAACAUGCAUGAAAUAAUCCAAGAUGCCCACGUCAGAAUCUUUAUUAAUGCAUUUUAUCUGGUGAGGAAAAAAAAAAAGAAAAGAUAAAUAAGAGUCCACCAGAUCAAAGAAAACUAACACUAAAGAAUUUACCCUUGGUGAUUGAACUACCCUGGCAUACGUUUUAACAGGGAGGAGGCAUGAUUUAUUGAUAUAUUGUUUACUGUUUGGGAGCAUCUGAAAAUGAAAGACGAAUGAAACUAACAGAUCCGAGAUAAGUUGGUCAGAAAAUUUAUUUAUCCGUAUUAUAUAUAUGGUCAAAACAAUUCAUUAAUAUAUGAUAAGAAAACCAUAGAACCUUCAGCAUGCAUGCGUAUACAACCCUUUGAAAAAAAGGAGAUGUUCAUAUUUCUUCUCCCUGGUGCGUGUCAAAUCUCCAAUUGAACAGACUUUCUUUUUCCAGUAUACUUUAUAUGCGUCCUCUGAUUCUGAAUUAAGGAAGCUGAAUAUACUUAUUUCCCAUGAUGCUCAGGAAUCAGUGAACGGACAUUGGCAUAUACCCAUUGCUGAAGAACACGAAUCCGAUAGCCAGACGACGUGGCUAUGCAUCACGCGUGAUGACACGCGGAGAGGUACUACCCUGAGACAUGAUGCUGUUGUUGGAAAUUCCACCGAUUCGGGUUUCGAGGGAAUGCUCAAUGCAAUGAAUGCGACAGUUUGGGUAAUUUUUUGA